Prionailurus viverrinus (fishing cat) is the source of this 927-nucleotide messenger RNA. RefSeq lists its product as uncharacterized. The record is from RefSeq and is a predicted model, not a curated record. NCBI's taxonomy places the organism in Eukaryota, Metazoa, Chordata, Mammalia, Carnivora, Felidae. Bases 283 to 927 code for a protein of 214 amino acids. The transcript is spliced from 7 exons.
UGCCCUUGAGGGGCAGUUUCUAAUCUCCCCUUUGUCAAUGGGAAGAAGGCUUCCCUGGUCCAUGAAAUCCCUCCGGGUUGGUGUCGGGGGAGCCAGUCUUCACACUCUGCCUCAGCAGGCUCUUGGCCCUGGCUCUCUCCAAAGCCAAUCUGAUCCAGCAAGCUCUAGUCAUUGCUCCACAAGAAAUCUGUCUCCUUGCAUUUGGGAUGUAGAAAUUCAACCUUGUGUGAAUGUCACAAUUCAUUCUGCUUCAGAGCAGGUCUCAAUUCUCACAGUAUUGUGAUGGCGCAGAGGACAAUGCCUCUCCUGCCAGCCUCUUGCUUCUCUGACGCACAAAAGAAUGUCUGGCUCGAUAAAUAUUCACCCAGCGAUUAUAGGAUUAACUGCAACCUGCAGGAAGAACGAAGGCAGCAAAGCAGUGAACAUCCAGUGAAUGUUCCAAGAAGUGAUGGGGGAGAUCCGAGCCCUGCAGGAAAUGGAGGCCACAUGCUGGCUGGUGCGGCUGCACAACACCUUCGUGGCUUGAGGAAUCAGUGUACUCCAGUGGAUGUGAAUGUUCUGGCCUCCAACAACAAACAGCAUGGUGAAGAGGGCAAUAAACCCAAGGAAAGAAAAGAAAGAGGUCAGCAAUCAAGGAAGGAGGAGCCAGUGAGCCACAAGGGACGUGUGAAACCUGGAGAGCAGAACAUAAAACCACGUAUGAGAAGUCAACUUUGUAAACCAAAGGGCACAAUAUACCUGGAUACACCUGUCACAAAACUGGUCUUCAAACUGAGAGCUAUUCAUAGUCCCAAAGUUGACGCCCUUCCCAAUCCUAACCACCUAACAUUGCAGAACAUCUCCGUCAACUAUAAUGCCAUAGCCACAGCGUUUAAACGGAGUUUAAAUUCCACGAGGAGAUGGUCAGAAAAUGGAGCAGCUGAAUGA